AUGACAACAGCAUCUUGUUUCCUUUCGUCUCAGGCUAUCCAACAUGAUAAUAUUUAUGGCCUCUCUCAAAUAACUAGCAGCCUUUUUAUCAGUAAUGCUCUGGUCGCUAACGACAAACUCACUCUGUCCAACAACCACAUCACCACGGUUAUCAACGCCUCGGUAGAAGUAGUGAACACAUUCUUUGAAGACAUUCAGUACGUGCAAGUGCCGGUAAGCGAUGCUCCCAAUUCCUACCUCUAUGACUUUUUCGACCCCAUAGCUGAUCACAUCCACGGCGUCGAAAUGAGGAAUGGCCGCACACUGGUGCACUGUGCCGCAGGAGUGAGCCGAUCGGCAGCCCUCUGCCUUGCCUAUCUCAUGAAAUACCACACCAUGACCCUGCUGGAUGCACAUACUUGGACCAAGUCCUGCCGUCCCGUCAUCCGUCCCAACAACGGCUUUUGGGAGCAACUUAUUCAUUACGAGUUCAAGCUAUUUAGUAAGAAUACUGUCCACAUGAUCAACUCUCCUAUGGGUCUGAUCCCUAACAUCUACGAAAGGGAGGCCCAAAUAAUGGAGGCAAUGUGA
This is a messenger RNA of Cricetulus griseus (Chinese hamster), 570 nucleotides long. Lineage: Eukaryota; Metazoa; Chordata; Mammalia; Rodentia; Cricetidae. The record is from RefSeq and is a predicted model, not a curated record.